GUAGGAAAUUAAAAUUGUUGAAUUUAAAAAGAAGAUUUUUGUAACAGAAACAGAAUCUUGACUUUUAGCCGACCAUAAAACUUUCGAAGUAAAAUUGUUAAAUUUGUGUCGAAGUUUUAAGAUUUUGGUCUUUUGUGAAUUUUCUUCAACUAGCUGUUUGUUGGAGAUUGUGACAUCAUGGAGGGCAUUCUGAGCUCAGCUAUUGAUCCACAGGAGAUUAUGAAGUUUGAGAAGAAAUACAAGAAAGAAGAAGUGAUGGGACAAGUGUCUUCAACCACUGCGUUUGAAUACGCGUGGUGUCUUAUAAGAAGCCGGUAUUCAGAUGACUGGAAACAAGGCUUCUCUCUAUUAAAGAAACUUUACGAGAAAGAAAGAGAUGGGCAAGCCAAGAGAGAUUAUUUAUACUACAUGGCAGUUGCUAAAUAUCGCUUAAAGGAAUAUGAAGAAGCAUUAAAAUUCUGUGAUGCUAUUUUAAAAGUUGAGCCCAAGAACCACCAAGUCAAAGAAUUGAAAGAAAUAAUUAAUAGAAAAAUGAAAGGAGAAGGGUUACUGGGGAUGGCUAUGAUUGGGGGGGCGGGGCUCGUGGUUGGGUUGGGUGUGGCUGUUAUUGCUGCAGUUGCUGCUACAAGAAAAUAGUUUUUGUUCCAUUUUUCAAGAAUUUUUUAAGGAAAUUUGUCAGAAAUUUAAAAAACUUUUUACGCAAAGCUAUGACCUUUCAAUGUUACUGACUGUUAUAACCAUUGGAAAACAAAACCAAAAAAAUUAUGCGGGCGAAUGAAAAAUCUUUUCCAUAACUAACUUUGUGACUCCAUAGAAAAUGCAAUGAAUGUGUUGAUAUAAUUGUCACUGUCGUUAUAUAAAUGAUCCAGGGCUACUAUAUGUUAAAUAGGAUCUUAAUUAACCUUAUUGCAUCCCAAGGAUACUGUUAGUCUGUUACUAUAGUUUAUGUCUUUGUGUUUUAUUAAUUUACAUUUAUUUGAAUUGUCUUAAUAUUGCUACAUUGUAUAUUAUUGCUAUUAUAAUUGAAAAACUUCCACCACCACUCAAAAAAUAACUGUUUAUGUUUCUUCAUUAACAUUUUCUCCUAACGUUUUUUUCUCUCUCUUAACCCUUUUUCCUUUUUCUCUCACAGUGAACUGCGGAAUACCUAUUAAUGUAUAAUGUCAGUUUAAAAGAGUUUUUCUGUUUUAAUGCCUGACUCAGCAAUGUGAACCAAUAUAAGUAAUCUGUGUUAAAAUAGUAACAAGAAGCUGAUGUAAAAUAUUUGCCCCACCAUUUUCAAUCUUGUGCUUUCCAUCUUUUCAACUCACUCUUGGAAUCCUAUAUUUGUUUGUGGUCCUAGAUGUUUUUUGUGAUAUUUUAUAAUUGUACAUAACACACAUAUAUAUAACUUUUUCAUAAAGUAUGGUUAUUAAAUUUUGCAGCACCUAUAUACAUUACACAUCCAGUUUGAAUGCAAAGUGUUGAGUAAUGGGGUUAUUAUCAUGUUAUGUAAUUAUUAAGUACAACAGCCAUGCUGUUAAGAGGAUUAUGUUUGUAACAUGUUUUCUUGAUGUGCAAUACCUAAUCUUCUGCAUAUGUUUGCUAAUGCUGCUUCAUUAGCAUAAUGUAUUAUAAUGAGAAGUUAUGUUUAAG
Ciona intestinalis (vase tunicate) is the source of this 1635-nucleotide messenger RNA. RefSeq names its product mitochondrial fission 1 protein-like. Gene Ontology annotation, biological process: peroxisome fission; mitochondrial fission; mitochondrial fragmentation involved in apoptotic process. Gene Ontology annotation, molecular function: protein binding. Gene Ontology annotation, cellular component: peroxisomal membrane; mitochondrial outer membrane. The record is from RefSeq and is a predicted model, not a curated record. NCBI's taxonomy places the organism in Eukaryota, Metazoa, Chordata, Ascidiacea, Phlebobranchia, Cionidae.